GGCUGGUUUUUAUUCUUUGGGGCGGGGUCGUCGUCAGUGAGGAGGGGGCGUGGGGCCCCCCGGAGCCCCCCGCUGCCCCCGGGCAGACGGUCCCGGGAUGCUGGCCAACGCCGGAGCCCCCAACCCGGGCCCCUGAGGCCCCCGGGCGCCUGGGUCCAGCUGAGGCGGGUCCCCGUCAUGAACGACAGGAACGGCCGGAGGAGAAUGAUGAAGAAGGACGAGGAGGCCUACGAGAUCUCCAUUCCGUUCGAGGAGCGGCCACACCGGGAGCCCCAGAUCUUCUACAGCCUGAGCCCCCCCAGGGGCCACUGCGAGGAGGCCCCCGAGCCCGCCUCCCCGACUCUGGCGCUGAUGAACGGCGUGAAGACGCAGCUGCACAUGGCGCUGGAACGCAACUCGUGGCUGCAGAAGCGCAUCGAGGACCUGGAGGAGGAGAGGGAUUUCCUGCGCUGCCAGCUCGACAAGUUCAUCUCCUCCGCCCGGCUCGACGCAGAGGAUCAUUGCCGGGGGAAGCUGGCAGGCCGGCGGGCGGAGGCGGGCGAGACCCGACUCGGGGAGACCUCGGACCCCGGCAGCCCCACGUCCUCCCUCAGCGGCGGCUCGGAAGAAGGGGGCUCGGCUGAGCGCAAGAGGCAGAAACAGAAAGGGGGGGCCGGACGGCGGCGGUUCGGCAAGCCUAAAGCCAGGGAGCGGCAGAGGGUGAAGGACGCAGACGGGGUGCUGUGCCGCUACAAGAAGAUCCUGGGCACGUUCCAGAAGCUGAAGAGCAUGUCGCGGGCCUUCGAGCACCACCGCGUCGACCGCAACACGGUGGCGCUGACCACGCCCAUCGCCGAGCUGCUCAUCGUGGCCCCCGAGAAGCUGGCCGAGGUCGGGGAGUUCGACCCGUCCAAGGAGCGGCUCCUGGAGUAUUCGCGCCGCUGCUUCCUGGCGCUCGACGAGGAGACGCUCAAGAAGGUGCAGGCCCUCAAGAAGAGCAAGCUGCUGCUGCCCAUCACCUACCGCUUCAAGCGGUGAUCCCCACCCUCCGCACCCCCGGCUCCCACGUCCUCCCGGCCUCCGCAGCUCUUUUCCAGGGGGUGGGUGGUCCCCAAUCUUUCGGGACCCCCUCCCUACUUUUCGGCCCCCCCCCCCCCCCCUCCACCGUGCCCUGUACUCUUGGACUUCCCCUCCACCCUUUUGGACCCUCCCCACUUCCCUCCCAGGCCUUCUGGGAUCCCGGCGAGCUUCCCAGUGACCGUCCGGGGUGUGUGGAUGGGGAAGGGGGGGGGGGCUCUCGGUCCCCUGGGGGCCCUGGCGGUCUCUUGUUGUUCCCAGGCAACCUCUCCCACCCUAGGAAUUCCAGACCCUUCCACAUCACACCUCCCCGCUCCCGCAGCGAGGCCCUCACGGCCUCCACCCGCUGGAUUUCUGCGGGCUCUGAAGUUGCCCUCUCCCCCCUUGAGGGCCAGGGUCCCUUCCCACCCGACUCCACUCCUUACCCCCCCGCCCCAAGCCCUCCGUGACCCUUUUCUGCUCAGAGCGGCUGGGGGUCUCUCCUAGCAAAGGCAGGCCUGCCAGUCUCCCUCCCCCAGUCAGGGCUGUUAUGUCUCCCCCACCUUCCACGCCAAGGAGAUUUGUGUGUAUAUAUAUAUAUCCCCAUCCGGCACCAUUUCCUUCCACUCCAUCUCCAUCCUCCCGUGGCCCGCUCGCUCCUCCCCCAGCUGAGGACGCGGGGGGAGGUGGAGUGCGUAUGUAUAGUUCCCAGCCCCCUUCUAUCGCCCACACCCUACCCCUCUCCCCAUCUAGGCCGCAUAUUUAAGAGGCCGGAGGGGCCCCGGGUCUCCCUUUCCCCGGUCCUCUCUCCCGACCCCGGCGGAACCGACAAACCAGAGAACUGUUCAGAGAAUUUAAAUUAAAAGAGGGGAAAAAUUUGGAAUAAGCUCGGCCUCCGCCUCUCGCUGGUGGGGGGGGAGGAGUGCGAUGACG
Tachyglossus aculeatus (Australian echidna) is the source of this 1968-nucleotide messenger RNA. It is a transcript of the gene CCDC106, whose product is annotated as coiled-coil domain containing 106. The record is from RefSeq and is a predicted model, not a curated record. Gene Ontology annotation, cellular component: nucleoplasm. NCBI's taxonomy places the organism in Eukaryota, Metazoa, Chordata, Mammalia, Monotremata, Tachyglossidae. The transcript has 6 exons. Bases 178 to 1017 code for a protein of 279 amino acids.